Molecule: messenger RNA, 396 nt
Organism: Phytophthora nicotianae INRA-310
Lineage: Eukaryota; Oomycota; Peronosporomycetes; Peronosporales; Peronosporaceae
Exons: 1
Coding region: 1-300 (99 amino acids)
Source: RefSeq, a predicted model, not a curated record
AUGUCUCUUGAGGGUACAACGAAGCCGGACCAAAGCAUUCUUCUCGAAUGGUUUAUGUUCGUGAAGGCCCUCAGAGCGAAGAAAGGUGACCGAGCGUUUUCGGAUUUGCAGAUCUACCAUUUGUUGCUCAAGACACACAGCGCACAAGAGGUGACUACACUUCUCGAAACUGCCAAGACCACUCCCGGCUUAAAGAAAAUCGCUACAAGUGUGCAGAAGUCUCUAUCGGGGGAGUGGAUCUCGAAAGCCUUGCGGAAAACACUCACCCCGUGGACCUUUACGAUUCAUUUUAAGUCUUAGAGAAGCGGGCAAGAAGCUGGAUGAGACGCCCAUCAUUCGUCAGUGGCUGGAGUACGUGAAGCUUAUCGGGCUAAGAAUAAAUUUCCAGAUUUCAGC